Molecule: messenger RNA, 1506 nt
Organism: Brienomyrus brachyistius
Lineage: Eukaryota; Metazoa; Chordata; Actinopteri; Osteoglossiformes; Mormyridae
Product: leucine-rich repeat-containing protein 72
Exons: 8
Coding region: 230-790 (186 amino acids)
Molecular function (GO): protein binding
Source: RefSeq, a predicted model, not a curated record
CUACUUUUAGUACCUUGAUAAAGCUGGGAUCGAUAUGUGCCUCUUCUGUGAAGCGAUUAGUACAGGUGAAGCAUUGGACAGCUACAAAUUGCAAUUAUUUAAUAUACUUUUCCUUAUUGCCAGUAGGAUUAACCAGUAGGUUAAGUCCACUGUUGGACUUAAAGGAAGCAUAAGGUAAGCGAGCUUUACGGAUCGACGUUCCCCGGCAACUGCGCGUUUGUUGUAAGGAAUGGACAUGUGUGAAAAGGAACACCGGAAAAUCGACGUCCUUCGUCGGAACUUUGGAAUUAAGAGGACCAUCGAUAUCACUCAGCUGUAUCUAGCAAAUCAAAAAAUGGUUAUGAUCCCGAAUCUGUCAAAAUUCCGAAUGCUUCGAUACCUAUGGCUGAAUAACAACACGAUAACAAAGAUCUCCUCCCUGCCUACCAGCUGCUGCUUGACCAAACUUUAUCUUCAAAAUAAUAAAAUCACCUCAAUUUCAGGGGCCCUCAGUUACCUGAGCUGCCUGCAGGUUCUGCUCCUACACAACAACCAGCUGGAGAAUCUGGAGGCGUCGGUGGCCGAACUGAGGCGAGCUCAGCAGCUCCACACUCUCAGUUUUUUCCUGAACCCUUUCACAGAAAACCCUCAGUAUCGAAGCUAUGUGGCUCAUCACUUGCCAUCUGUGCUCAUAUUGGAUAGAAGAGCAUUCCAGAUGUUCAGCCCAGAGAGACACAGAGUCCAGCAGACUGUGGCGUUUGGGCGCCGAGCAGAGUUUGGUCCAAUAGCGGGAAAUAGGGUUGAGAGCUGAUUCGUCCUGAGCCGCACUUGGCCAGACUGUGAAUGCUUCAGUGCAGAGAUCCAAAAUACUAUUCUCCACUGACUGGACCAUCAUCCCUUCAGGCCGGUACAGACACAGCAGAAGAGCAGAACCAAAAAUAAUCACCAUCAAGUUCAGAUGAUUUGUGUAGGCCAAACACCUUGAGAUUGGCAAAUACCCCAAUCUACUUUAGUUCAGGCAUGUCUUACACAAGACAAAUAAUCUGAAGUAAUAUUAAACUAAUCAUUCUCAUUAUUUGAAUGAGUUGCAAAUACUACUAAUUAAAUGAUUUUUUUUUUUUGCUGAUUAUUAUCCUUAUGAACAGAUAAGGUAACAGUGGGAUGACAUUUAUGUCGCCACUGUAACAACUAACACUAAUUCAGAGUUAAAUAUUGAUAAGAUGUAUCGGUUUUCCAUACAGCUUCACUCUCGCUUCCCAUGUUAAUACAUUAUACAUCUCAAAAUGAAAACAGCAGCACUUGGGAGCAUAAACCACCAUUUAUUGGCACAGAGGCAUAACUGUGAUUUGCUGUAUGAAUCGUGCAUGAGACGCAUUAGGAACUUGCCAACCAAAGCAAUGGAUGAAUAAUAUAGGAUUUCACGCCACAUCAUUUUAAGGCCGCAUGUGAUUGUAACAACCCAUGGAAAUACCCCGGGACCAUCAAGAAUAUGGAAAAAGCACAAAAUAAAAUGUGCAUGUGCUUGUA